Messenger RNA from Blepharisma stoltei, 1772 nucleotides. NCBI's taxonomy places the organism in Eukaryota, Ciliophora, Heterotrichea, Heterotrichida, Blepharismidae. The record is from the annotation of a GenBank genome assembly.
AUGGAGACAGAAAGUGAAAGAUCAAUAUCAGAAAGUAAUGAUUAUUUAGGUGAGGUUUCUCAAUAUUUAUCUGAUUUCACAUCUGAAUCUCUUAAACUUAUUAAAUCAAGCCAGGUAAAAGACGCUUAUAAAGUACUUAAAAGCUGUGAAGAACUGUUAGAAGCUGUAGCAUCUCAAGGUGGCUGCAUUGACCCAGACAUGAUUUUAUUGACUCUCCAUAACUGUGCUUACUGCUGCCAAAAGCUGCAAAAUUAUGAAGAAUGCGCGUCAUACUUAGACGGCUGCGCUUAUAAUGCAAGUGUUAGGAAUAUUUUAGCAUCAAAAGAUGAAUCUCAGAGUGAGCCGUCUCACUAUACAGAAAAAAUUAGAAAAGAGAGAUAUCAGUGCAAGCUUCAAACACAGAUAUGUGCGAUAAUGUCACAUGUGAAUAAGCAUGAUUUAGCAUUAAAUCAUGCAAAAGAAGCAUUGAAAUUUGGUAUAUUAUAGAAAUAUAUAUAUGAAUUUCUAAAUAUUUUUUAAAUAAAUAGCUAAUUAAACGACAAGAAUAUAUCUCUUUUAUGCAGAAUUGCUCUAAAGCUUGCCAAUAUUAUACAGUUAAAAACACAAAAUUACCUAAUUAUAUAAGGCAGAAAAGAAAUAAUGAUCAAUCUUCUGGCAAAACUAUUCAACAGCAGCAUGAUGCCUAUCUUGGAGACUUGGUGAAAAAGAACUCACAUAUUUUUGAAUUUUUACUCCAAAAAAUUAAUGGAAAAUCAAAUAGCAGAGCAACCUCUGCUAAAGUUCCGAAACUUGAUUUAAGAUCAAUCCUUGGUGUCCAGCAUUACAAUGACUGGAUUUAUAAAUACGAAAUUAGUGAUGUCCUUACAAUAGACCCAAUUACUCCAACAGACGUUAAAACUCCAUUAGGCUUAAUCGGCGAGCUAAACCGAGAUCUGAUGCUUGAGAAGAUCUGCCUAAUCGCAGUUGUUUGCUACUGCAUGGCAACUGAGCUGCGGUUUUUAUAUCAGACUGAUAAAUCUGAACUAAAAAGAACUGAAAGCAAUGUAUGAUAUUUUAAAGCUUAUGAAAUAAUAAAGGACUUAAUACCUUCAGAGUCUCCUCUGUAUCAGCAUAUAAAGCAGAGCUAUCAGUUCUACAUGAAUAAAGAACAAAAAUUACAAAAUAAAACUCAAGACAGUUCUUUUACAUCAAGAGGAAAAUCUCCAUUAAAAGAUAAAAGCAUUGAACAAAUAUACUCAAGGUCUUCUUCAGCAUCUAAGUAUAAAAAAAAGAUACCAAUUACAAAAAGAGACAUCACGCCUGCAAGAACGAAAACUCCUAUAUUUGCCAGAUUAGACUCAAAAAAUGAACAAAUAGGCAAAGGAUAUAAACAAGCGGAUUUUGGAUACGAAUUCCAGACUGAUAGGAACCAAAAACCGAAAGCAAAGCUCAGCCAAGGGGAGCAUUCAAAAAGUGAUAACUCAAUCAAGUAUAAGAAAAAAGUAAACAAAAAACAUUUGAAUCUUGAAGAUUUCGUUACUGGAGAACUUAUAAACAAAAAAAAUUCUGACGAAUCUUAUGAUUCAGAUUAUAUCAGAGAUAACUUUGUAUUAUCUUCUCAAGAAUUAUAUGGUGAAAAUCCUGAUGACUCCGCAAACAAUGCUAGAAAUUUAAAAAAAUUCGAGUCGAUAAAGAGCAAUUUACAAAAGAAACAUAUUUCGCCUUUAUACCAAAUUUUUAACGAAGACCUCAAAAAGGAAAGCCCGAAUAACGCAGUUUCAAAUAAACAGUAG